Formica exsecta is the source of this 3773-nucleotide messenger RNA. Its product is annotated as venom acid phosphatase Acph-1-like. The transcript is spliced from 7 exons. Gene Ontology annotation, biological process: dephosphorylation. NCBI's taxonomy places the organism in Eukaryota, Metazoa, Arthropoda, Insecta, Hymenoptera, Formicidae. The coding region runs from base 98 to 1327 and encodes 409 amino acids. The record is from RefSeq and is a predicted model, not a curated record. Gene Ontology annotation, molecular function: phosphatase activity.
AGAUUGUGCCGUGAAAUCGUUGAUUCCGAACGCGACCGUCGUUCAGGCCGCAUUAAUUGUGUUCGUGCGAAAGUAUAUUCGGGAAAACAUUGUGAAUAUGUUUUUGAUGCAUUCAACGAUUUUCGCCUUCUUUUUGAUUAACUUCGCCUCAUCGGCCGAUCUUGAUGUGGAACUGCAAUUACUUCACGUGGUAUUUCGCCAUGGUGACAAAGUGCCCCAUCGAGAGUAUCAAAAUUAUCCCAAUGAUCCGCAUCGAGAACACUCUUACUACCCGAUAGGAAACGGUGAUUUAACCAAUCAAGGCAAGAUGCGGGAAUACAAAAUCGGGACGAUGCUGCGCGGAAGAUACGAUCAAUAUUUCGGUCCGGAUUAUUGGCCGGCCAAGAUCUAUGCCCGAUCUACGGAUGUCCCGCGAACCCAACUGUCUCUCCAGUUGGUCCUGGCAGGAUUAUUCCCGCCCUCCGAGAGACAAACCUGGAAUCCACACUUGCCCUGGAUUCCAACGUGGACGUUCUUCGUGCCGUACAAGACUGACAAUCUCUUGUUUCCGCAUUACUGCCAUCGAUACAGGGAAGAAUAUCAACGGUUCCUUCAAUUGGACAGUACAAAAGAGAUAAUUAAUAAAUACAAGAACGUAAUGAAUUAUUUGACCGAUCAUUCUGGUAAAUUGAUUAACAGUACAGAAGCAGUUACCCAUAUGUAUAAUUUACUCAAAGAAGAGGCUGCACAAAAUUUAACGCUACCAAAGUGGACCCAGAAUGUUUAUCCUAAUCCGAUGGAAGAGAUGAUAGAAUUGGACUUCAAACUUCGAUCGUAUACAAAGACUUUGAAGAAAUUAAAUGGAGGCAUAUUGCUUCGCAAAAUGGUGGAUGAUAUUCGAGAACGAAGAGCAGGAAAAUUGUCACAUGACAGAAAAGCUUUUCUAUUUGGCAGUCACGAAGUCAAUAUAGCUGCCGUUGCCUAUGCUUUGGGAACAAACGAACCAACAGUUCCUGCUUAUGGUUCUACAAUUAUUCUAGAGACUCUCCAGGAUAAAAAGGGAAUUUACUACGUCCGGGUCUUACUGUGGACUGGCGUUACGGAACAACUGAUUAUACAGACGAUCCCAGGUUGCACGGAAUUGUGUCCCUUCGUGAAAUUUCUCGAUAUUGUAAAGGAUGUUUUACCGAAUGACGACGAUUACUAUUGUCGACGGAAUGAUAAAACGACGGAGGAUCUUGUACCGCAUUAUCAAUCAUCGGCGACACGUAUAGCCGACGACAGAUUUUGGCGAUACAUCUUCUUCGUCGGUCUACUCGCGUUUGCGUCGAAAUUCGUACAAAAGUGAUUCAAUGCGGAUAUAGUCUAGAUAUUUAUUUUUCUUUUUUUUUUCGCGAGGAACGUGACCUUAACCAGGAAAAUAGUUGUGAAAAUAAUCGACCCGGCUCGCAUUCUGACCGAUACUUGUAUCGGAAAUACUUCAUCGAACUAUGAGAGUACUCGGAAGGCCCAACGAUGUUGCGGUUAUACAUUUUGCUGCGUAUGUGCGGUUAGCGCGUUGAUGUAUUUUACCGCAAGUGUUGUUACACUGUCACGUUAUACACGCGAACUACUGUGUAUAUAUGUAAAUAGCUGACGGUAUAUUGAUUUUAUUGUAGUCGAUAUCGUAAUCAUUUCAAAACAAACAUCUCAUUCAUAAACACGUAUUAUCUAGAACGUGGGAUUUUCAAAGCCUACGUCGGAUUUAAUCAAUCAUUCAUGUUCGUAAAUAAAUGUUGUCGGUAAAAGUUACCUACGAUAUCCUGUGACAUUAUCCACUGCCAUAUAAACAUUUAGAAAUCGCCUUAUUAUUAUUCGUUAAUAUUAAUAUAUUGAAUAAUAUUGUAUCUUUAUGACCUUAUGUGUAAAGCACAAUGAAAAUCAAAUAUUAAUAAACCGAAAAAUUGAUGAAAAAUUAUGAUAUGUGUUUUUUGCCAUUACAUACUAUUUUUACACGUACAUAUAGAUACAUUUGACAGUAUUAAGGAAUAAAAAUUAUUUUCUUAUAUAUUAAAUAUAUAGAUAAAUUUUUUAUAUGAAGCUGAUAAUAGAAAAUAAUAUAGUAACCUGAAGAUGUAAAAAAUAAACGUCAGUUUGACAGUCGUUUUAAUGUCACAGAUAUCGUAAUCGGAUUAAGUUCUCCGUUCGGCGAAUGCAAAAUUGGAGCAAAUUUGAUUCCAACGAACAGACUGACUUUUCUAUUCUCGUCGAGAUGAAGAGUUCAAGAACCUGAACGCGAUCGAAUAGCAGUUUACACGAGAUAGAAAUGGAUAUCACGAUUACGAUCGACACAUUCGUCGCUUUAAUUUGGAAAAUCGUUAAAAUUAUAAAAGAGAAAAAUGGCGAUCUAUAAUAUUUCCAUUUGCGUAUAAUGCGCGAUACAAUAUUUACAAUUCGCUAAAAUAUUUGAGAAACACUGCUCCUGCGCGAUCCUUGGUCGUCGUUUUCCGUUCUGCAUGGAAUCAAGCAUCUCGACGUAGAUACGCGCAACCAAGAGGGGUCCCUGCACUUUCGUUACGGUGAUUCACCUUGCGUGGCGAAACUACGUACGAAUGCGUGUGCAUCUAAGAUGCAUCCGUUAAGGAGUAAGUGCGUUUCGUAUGAAGCGCGUUAUUUACAUAACGACGGUUCUUGAUGGCAUACUGUCACAAUGAGGUAUCAUGAUACCACAAAUGAGAGAAUGAUACCAUAAAUACGCUUAUUUUAUACUCUUCUAUUAUCAAUGAGAUUAGUACAUCCGAUGCGGUCAAGAAUUAAAACGGUAUAAAAAAUUAAUAGCGCGACGAUUCCUCUGUUCCCUCUCUCUUCUAUUCGACCCGAUUUGAAAUAGCGAGUUAUUAUUCGAAUUAGCAUGAAUAAUGGCAUCGGUAUAAAUGCAAACUCUAUAAAUUAUGCUCAAUAAAAGCUCGUAUUUGGUUAACCUGUUUUUCUUUCCACCACUAUGAGAGUAUAGUUAUUUCUGUGAUACGUCACGUAUUUUUUUAUUAAAUAUCAAUUUUAAUUUCAAGCGAUAUAUUGAUUCGUUUCUAAUAAAGAACUAACCGGCGGAGUAUUUUAAAAUUAAUUGUAAGAGAAACGUUUUCGGUACGAUAUCCAUAAUUUGCCAACUCCGAUAUAGUCCAAUGUGCUUUGAACUAUUCGAUACGCGCUAUAUAAGUAACUGCUAUGCUAAUUUACACGAAAUUGUACGUAUACACAGUGUGCAAGUACGCGCCGCUCAAUUUAAAUAAUUAACAGUGUUGAAUCAAAACUCCGAAAUCUGAACGGGUCGUUAACGCGAUCGAUAACUCAUAUUUGUUUGUUAAAGUACAUGUACUUUAGACGUCUAAUAUAAGCGAGAGAUUUCUUCUCGUUAGAAACGAUAUAUUUAUAAUCUUGUUACGAUAGUUCUUUAUAAAAAUACAUAAUAUGCAAAAACACUAGAAAUUUUUGCAUGAUAUUAAAAAAAUCAAUUGCAUGUUAACAAGAAGCAAAAAUUUUGUAAUGUGCGUUAUUUAUGAAUAAUGAUCGUACGUUUGAGAACAUGUGUAUCUUAUCAUAAAAGAUGGCAAAUUACAAGCGUAUAAAGGUGAAGGUGUGGGAAUGCAUACCACCGAUGAGUGGUAGCUAAUGUCCUCUCAAGGCAAGGGUUUCUCAAUAGACAUACGAUUGUUUAAGUGGCAGACGCAGAUACGGCACCGGCGAAGGAGCAUCGUGAGGAAUUUCUAGUUUGCAUUAUGCAAAUUCCAUCAUCGCAUAUGUUAACCGUUCUUUAA